AGAAGAGAAAUAGCAAGAAAUAAAUAGAAAUGGAGAAAGCUGUCGAGAGGCAGAGAAUUCUGCUCCAGCAUCUUCAACCCUCUUCUUCUUCUUUCUCUUCUCCACUUUCCAAUAUCUCAGGCUCCGUUUGUUCGGCUGCAUAUCAGAGAACUGCUACUUUUGGAGAUGACGUUGUAAUCGUGGCAGCAUACCGAACUGCGAUUUGCAAGGCGAAACGUGGCGGUUUCAAGGACACUCAGGCAGAUGACUUGCUUGCGCCGGUCCUUAAGGCAUUGCUCGAUAAAACUAAUCUCAACCCAAAUGAAGUCGGGGAUAUUGUCGUUGGUACACUGUUGGCACCAGGUUCUCAAAGAGCAAAGGAAUGCAGGAUGGCGUCAUUUUAUGCUGGUUUUCCUGAAACCGUGCCGAUCAGAACUGUGAACCGGCAAUGUUCGUCAGGUCUCCAAGCAGUUGCUGAUGUUGCUGCCGCCAUAAAAGCUGGAUUUUAUGACAUAGGCAUUGGGGCUGGCUUGGAGUCUAUGAGCACAAAUUCUAUGAGCACAAAUUCAAUUGGUUGGGACAUUCAAAUAAAUUCAAAAUUAGAGAGAUUUCCACAAGCUCAAGACUGUCUUCUUCCUAUGGGCAUUACUUCUGAGAAUGUUGCACAACGUUUUGGCAUCACACGGGAGGAGCAAGAUCAGGCUGCUGUUGCAUCCCAUAAGAAGGCGGCUGCAGCAACUGCUUCCGGUAAAUUCAGAGAUGAAAUUAUCCCUGUGGCCACAAAGAUUGUAGAUGCAAAAACUGGAGGGGAGAAAUGGGUUACAAUUUCUGUUGAUGAUGGAAUUCGGCCAAACACAUCAUUGUCUGAUUUAGCAAAGCUAAAACCUGCAUUUAAGGAGGGGGGAACCACCACUGCUGGGAAUUCCAGCCAAGUGAGUGAUGGUGCCGGAGCAGUGCUCCUUAUGAAAAGAUCUUUGGCAAUGCAGAAAGGGCUUCCCAUUCUCGGUGUAUUCAGGAGUUUUGCUGCUAUUGGAGUUGAUCCAGCCGUUAAUGGCAUUGGCCCAGUUGUUGCAAUUCCUGCUGCAGUGCAGUUGGCUGGUCUUGAAAUUAAGGAUAUUGAUCUCUUUGAAAUAAAUGAGGCAUUUUCCUCCCAAUUUGUUUACUGCUGUAAGAAGCUGGAGCUUGAUCCAGAAAAAGUAAAUGUGAACGGUGGUGCCAUGGCUCUUGGGCAUCCUUUGGGUGCAACAGGCGCCCGCUGUGUGGGAACUCUGUUGCAUGAGAUGAAGCGCCGAGGCAAGGACUGCCGGUUUGGAGUGAUAUCGAUGUGCAUUGGCACAGGAAUGGGGGCUGCAGCCGUUUUUGAAGCAGGAGAUAGUGCCGAUGAACUGACCAAUGCCUGCAGGAUCCAAUCCAACAAUCUGCUAUCCAAUGAUGCUCGAUAACCUCUUCCAUCCAUCCAUCCGUCUAUCACAAGGUAUAUGUGCUUAUUGUUUGGCAUCCUAACGAAUUCGAGUACCAUUACAAGGUAAAGUAAAUUAGGAGAAGAUACAGGUCCGCAUAAAUGGGACAUGUGGGUCCCAUCUGUAUGUUGACAUGACCUUCUGUUGUCUGUUUUUGCUCUAGAAGUCAUGUUUUGUUAGUCCCUUUUCAACUUCCUCUAUUGAGCGAUAUUUGUUUUGGAAGGAGAACAAAGGGUGGAAAACAACCCUUAUAGUCAAAAGUGAAGUGGAGAUUUUCUUGUAUUCUGGAUUCUUUUCUUCUUCUUUUAUAUAGUGCACAUACAAUGUACGGCUA
Molecule: messenger RNA, 1773 nt
Organism: Magnolia sinica
Lineage: Eukaryota; Viridiplantae; Streptophyta; Magnoliopsida; Magnoliales; Magnoliaceae
Product: 3-ketoacyl-CoA thiolase 2, peroxisomal-like
Exons: 14
Coding region: 30-1421 (463 amino acids)
Biological process (GO): fatty acid beta-oxidation; phenylacetate catabolic process
Cellular component (GO): peroxisome
Molecular function (GO): acetyl-CoA C-acyltransferase activity
Source: RefSeq, a predicted model, not a curated record